UCCUUAUUAAUAUUGCUGGUGGCAAUUGUAUUUUUAAAUGGAUUCAAUGCAAACUGGCAGCAUAUCGGCUACGCAGCACGUAAUUGUAAUGUUAGGAAAAGUGAGGUGAUACAGUUUGACUAACGUAUACCUUAUCUGUAACGUAGCUGUACGGUAGCGUUUAGAGCUUGCGGUCACUGUGCUGGCUAGCGUGUAUGCGUGUUUACCAGCCGUCAUCACAACAAUCGGGACAGCUUGAAGGCUGGCAUAGAAAUGGCAUCAAUAGCAGCGGCGCAUGAGCCGGGUAUAAGCCCAGGCUCCAUACCGUUGGCUGAUGCUUUAGUACCCGCGAGUAUAUUUGCUCCAGACCGGGGAGGAUGCGGGGACGAGGACGAAGACGAGUGUUUUGAGGACGGGGACAUGAUCAAUGGCGAGCCCGAGGGCCGUGGGGUUGACUUCACCAACAAGCUGGCACUUGUUAGCCCAAAUGGAGAGCAAUAUGACUCGUUACUUCGCCAGCUACGGGACAGGAUGGAGGAGGGAUGCGGAGAGACCAUCUAUGUGGUUGGAAUGGGCUCAGAUGGUGGGGACUGGGGCCUGGAUGAGAGGGAUAUGGAGGCCUCAGCAGCCACGGUGCGCUCUAUGUGUGAGCAAGUGGAUGCUGACCUUAUUACGCUCCGGGAGCGCAAUGAGGCUGCCGGUUUGGUACGCGACUAUCUGAUCCGCCGGCGUGUGGGUGAGCUGGACUUCCUGGAGGUCAGGGUUGCAGUCGUGGGUAACGUGGAUGCUGGUAAGAGUACUCUGCUGGGAGUGUUAACGCAUGGAGAGCUGGACAAUGGCAGGGGCUUUGCCCGCCAAAAGCUCUUCAGGCACAAACAUGAGAUGGAGAGUGGCAGGACCAGCAGUGUGGGCAACGAUAUCCUGGGGUUUGACCAGGAGGGACAGGUGGUGAACAAACCAGAUAGUCAUGGAGGAAGCCUGGACUGGACCAAAAUCUGUGAGAAGUCCUCCAAAGUGAUAACCUUCAUUGACCUGGCUGGCCAUGAGAAAUACCUCAAGACCACCGUGUUUGGGAUGACUGGACACCUGCCUGACUUCUGCAUGCUCAUGGUGGGCAGUAAUGCAGGUAUCGUAGGGAUGACCAAAGAGCACCUGGGCCUGGCCCUAGCCCUGAAUGUGCCUGUGUUUGUAGUGGUAACCAAGAUAGACAUGUGUCCAGCCAACAUCCUGCAAGAGACAUUGAAGCUGCUCCAGAGGUUACUGAAGUCCCCCGGCUGUAGGAAGAUCCCUGUCCUGGUACAGAACAAGGACGACGUCAUAGUCACGGCGUCGAACUUCAGUUCGGAGAGGAUGUGUCCCAUCUUUCAGAUCUCCAAUGUGACCGGAGAGAACAUGGACCUGCUCAAGAUGUUUCUCAACCUGCUCUCCUCCAGGACCUCCUACCGUGAUGACCAGCCCGCUGAGUUUCAGAUAGACGACACCUACUCUGUACCGGGAGUGGGAACCGUAGUAUCAGGAACUACUUUACGUGGACUCAUACGUCUGAAUGAUACAAUGCUACUAGGGCCGGACCCCUUGGGCAGCUUCAUCCCCAUUGCCGUCAAAUCAAUCCACCGCAAAAGAAUGCCCGUGAAGGAGGUUAGAGGUGGCCAGACUGCCUCAUUUGCUCUCAAAAAGAUCAAGCGUUCGUCCAUAAGGAAAGGCAUGGUGAUGGUUUCCCCAAGGCUGUGCCCACAGGCCACUUGGGAGUUUGAGGCUGAGAUCCUGGUACUGCAUCAUCCCACUACGAUAUCCCCCAGAUACCAGGCCAUGGUCCACUGUGGCAGCAUUAGGCAGACAGCCACCAUCUUGUCUAUGAACAAAGACUGCUUACGGACAGGGGACAAGGCUUCAGUCCACUUCCGCUUCAUCAAAACCCCGGAGUACCUGCACUGCGACCAGAGGCUGGUGUUCAGGGAGGGACGCACCAAGGCUGUGGGUACCAUCACCAAGCUUUUGCAAUCCACCAAUAAUCUACCAUCAAAUUCCAAACCUCCACAAAUCAAAAUGCAGUCUACAAAGAAGGCACUGCCGAGAAAAGAGGACGACACCACGGCAGCCAGUGUUGAUGUAGCAACGAUAGCACAGUCAGCAAACAUCCCAGACGCGACACAACCGGGAGAGGGAGAGGAAGACGAAGACCCUCAGAUAAAGGAGGGCAACAAAGAGAACAAGGUAAAAUUGUUCAAUUCAAAAUGAAAAAGAACAGCGGAGAACCUGAAAAGGGAAGAUUGUGUAAACAAGAUGGUUCAGCUCAUAACCUGGUGAUCUUGUUUCUUGAUACAUUUUCAGGAAACAAUGUUUUCCACUCGUGUUCUUUUCAUAUCUUGCCUAAUAUUACCACUUUCCAUAUCAACUACUUCAAAUGCACUUGGAGGUUUGGAGGUGCCUUACAGUAUCAAGUGUUUUGGUUAUCUCUCCCUUGCAGCCAAAGUCUGGAGGAGGUGGAAGAAGAAGGGGUGGCCAGAGGCAUAAAGGAAAAGGCCAGAACAGCAGCACCAACUCCACAGCAGUUCCCUCCUCAUCAGGAAUAGGAGGCUCCUGAACUACCCUCUUGACCCUUGUACCCCCCCCCCCCCCCCUCUCUCUCUCUGCUAUCACUCCACUAAUUGCUCUCAUUCCACAAACCAUGAGGACACAUAUGUUUGUCUUAUCACUCCUUGCCUUUUUGCACCAGGUCAUAUAGUUUUAUUUUUUUUCAAAAGGGAACACAAAGGGGUAUGUCCCAAACCAAAAGGCAUACACCCUUUAAUGCAUUUUAACAUCAGCUGCCUUUACUAUUUUGAAUUGUUUUGGUGAUGGAAAGCAGUGUGUUUUUUUGAGGUUAGCCUCACUCAGGAUGAUGAUUUAUUUAAUUUUAUCCAUAUUUUGUGUGUCUGUGAAAUCUACAAUUCAGUCCUCUGGCUCAAUGUCACUGAAAGGGAGGGAGGCUAAACCGAAAACCCGUACCAAUAUGAGCAGCUAUAACGUGAAACUCCCCCAUGCAUUCCCUGUGUAUUUGCAAUGAAAAACAAUUCAUGUACUAUUUAUACUGCAUUAUGUAAAUUAGCUGUUAGUUGUGCUCUUAUUGAAAAGAUGCCAUUGUACAAAAUGUAUGCAAAUCAUAAAUGAAUGUAGCAGAAGGCACAUAGUGAUUUCAAAUUCUAGAUAUAUGGAAAUAAGCGGUUACAUUUUAUAAUUGUCAGUUAUUUAUUUGGCAUACAUGCAGAAGGUUCACUGAUGGUCAUCGAUCGUUCAACCUACUCUCGCUUGCAUGCAUAGAUUCAGCAGUAUCUAGCAGUGUCGGCCAUGUUACAAUCCUUAUACAAAUAGUGUCAGUACAAACAAAUACAGCACAUAAUCUUGUCACUCAAAGUUGCUCAUGAUUAUAAGACAUGCAGUAAUUGCAGUGCUACUUGUCACUCUAGUACCCCAUGCGUUAUGGCCUGUUGCUGUUAACAUGACAUUUUAAACACUUUGCGGCUAAAAAAGCUGACCAUUAAUAAACAGGCUUUACUGAACUUUUAAA
This is a messenger RNA of Sander lucioperca (pikeperch), 3526 nucleotides long. RefSeq names its product GTP binding protein 1 (gene gtpbp1). The transcript is spliced from 14 exons. Bases 253 to 2217 code for a protein of 654 amino acids. Gene Ontology annotation, molecular function: GTPase activity; translation elongation factor activity; GTP binding. Gene Ontology annotation, biological process: translational elongation. The record is from RefSeq and is a predicted model, not a curated record. NCBI's taxonomy places the organism in Eukaryota, Metazoa, Chordata, Actinopteri, Perciformes, Percidae.